UCUGACUGUCUGCCUGUCUGCCUGUCUGCCUGUCUGCCUACCUGCCUGCUCAGCCAAGCCAGCUGCCAGGGCUUUUGAUACACAGUACUUGUUACAAUUUGUUAGGGCGACAAGCAGACGAGAAAGUCGGACGAACAAGGCCGGCCAGGUGCACGCUGCAUCAGGAGGAGGACGUCCGGCAAGACUGCCAAACAGGUUGACAGGCCACUCCAACACACACCAACAGUGGUAGAGUGCCCUUGCCUGCAGUCGGCUGUGGAGCAAAAGGAGCAGCGGGCUGGCUUUUGCUUGGUCGAGGCGACGGGACGACCUGCCUCUUGACGGGAAUAAGGUCUUGGCUCUCACCUCUCUGUUUCUCCGGCAGCUUGGCAAAGGAUCCUGCGCUGUGCCAGAAUCGGACUCGCUCAGCACUUCGGACUGGGGGCAAACCGCGCGCGCUUGGCUUCUUUUUAUCUGGCGGCUUCCCGCAUUCUCGCCAGAGGCGCUGGCGCAAAGCUGCGUUCCUCUACCUACUUGCCCAGGUGUCGCCCGCUCCCUCACCCGCCACCCAAUUGUCACAGCACAGCAGCCGGUGUGGUUGGAUCGGAGCACGGGGGAGAGAAAGAGAGAGCGAGAGUGAGUGAGAGAGAGUGUGUGACUGGUAACCCCCGAGGUCAACUCCUGGCCUGUCUGGGUGUGGCACGACACGACACGACACGACACGAUACCAGGCGCCCCGUUGUUGGCGCAUCCUAAUUCACUCCUGGCCCGGCCAAAAGGACCCCAUCGCCACUUCCGGCUUGUUUCUCAAAGGGCUCGGGCUUGUCCUGACAACCUCUCUUCUCCACAGCCCGUUCAACAUCCCGGCCGGUGGCUUUUGGGCGCGACGAGUGCUCUGAUAUGCUGAGACUCCUGGUGAUACCUGGAAUUUGUCUUGACAUCUGGGCGCAGCCCACCACGAGGCAGCGCCCCUUGUACCCGGGUUGAUCACGAACAAGCCGCACUACGCACUACGCACCACACAACACCCACCCCGAGCCGACUGUCGCCAUGACUGCUCACCAGUCCGCAAAGAACGUGAAGUGGGUUGAGGGCCUCAGGGGCAUCGCCUCGGUCAUGGUCAUCAUGACCCAUGUUGCUCGUGCCUUUGACUUCCCGCUCUUCUGGCCACGCGACGGACCAGACGUUGCCCCUCGUUUCUGGCAGCUUCCCAUCAUCCGCAUCCCGGCCCAGGGCAGGAUAGGCGUGCCCAUCUUCGCCUUCCUCACCGGCUUCGUAUGCGCCCUCAAGCCGCUCAAGCUUGGCCGGAACCGCCACCAGCAGGGUGACGCCCUCGUGACCGUGGCAAAGAGUGCCUUUCGACGGCCGCCCCGCCUGGUCCUGCCCGCCGCCAUCGCCACCUUUAUCAGCUUCUGCCUCACCGCCAUCGGGGGCUACGAGACGGCACACUUCUGCGACUCGUUCUGGGUCCGCUUCGACGCCCCCGGCAUGGAGCCCUCCUUCAGGCAAGAGGUCGAGCGCCUGUUCCGCUCGCUGCUGACCACCUGGACGAGCACAGACAACCCUUACGACCGCCACCAGUGGGCCAUGCGGCCGCUGCUGGUAGGCGCCUUCCAGGUGUACAUCCUGCUGGUCGCCACAAUGGGCAUGAGGAUGAGGUAUCGCAUGGUUGUCCACCUUCUCCUCAUGGCCUACUGGUGGCUGAACAGGCAGGCAAAGACCGAGACCUUUGGCUCGCUGAUAUCCCUCGGCACCCUCCUGGCAGACCUGUCUCUGCACCGCCCGACCCAGAGCCUGAUCGCCUCCAACCACCGGGUCCUGUCGCUUGUCGUCGCGCCACUGCUCCUUCUCAGCGGCCUGUUCCUCGGCUCUUACCCCCAGGAACACGAGGACUGGUCCCGGUGGUCCCUCGGCCUCCACCAGACCUUUGUCAACAUGGACCCACCCCCCGGCAUAUCUCGCGGAAGCCUCCUCGUGCCCGAGGGCACAGACGCUCGUCGCCGCUUCUCCUCGAUAGCGAUACAGUGCUGCGCGCUUGCCAUCUUCAUCAGUCCUUUUCUUCGCGAGUUACUGAGCAACAGGUACUUCCUUUGGCUCGGCCGACACUCCUUUGCCGUCUACCUGGUGCACGGAACCAUCCUCAGGACCGUCGGCAUGUGGAUCGCGUAUGGGCUGACGCCCAGGUUUGAGCAGCACGAGGACGGUUCUUUUGAGGAGUUCCUGCACAUACGGAGCAAGGGCAGGGUCUGGAUGGCGAUCCUGGUGUUCGUCGUGCUGACCUACACCGCGGCGUGGGCCUGGAUGCGCUGGGUCGACACCGCAUGUGCGCGGGCGACGCAGUGGCUGGAGAGCAAGGUGUUCCAGGCCGAGGACGAUGAGGACGCCGACGACGCCGAGAAGGGCUUUAGGGGCGGUCCGCCCGUCGACAAACACGCCAAAGACCACCAGCGGAUGGCCGACAUGGCGCAUGCAGGACCAGCGGUCGAGGCCAACAUCAAUGGAGGCUUUCCAUCGGCCGCUGGCGCUCAGAAUCAACGUCGCUCGCUCAGCCAGGCGGCCUUUAUGAACCUGACCUCACCCCUGAGGACUGGAUCGAUGGAUAACGGGAUUCGACCACCAUGAAACCGGGUCAGAUAAAGGUGCCGGCGACAACGAGGCCACAGAAUCGUGUCCUGGGCCUGCGACGCCUGCAGGCGUGCACAUUGGACCCCGGCAAACUGGACGGGGGAACGAGUCUCGGCUUAUGACUUUGAUACGAACAAUUGACUCCGGUUGAUGCAUUCAGCCAGCGCUACCAGGCGUUGCCCCUCACUCAUGAUUUGCCACCUUGUAGGGAUGCUUGGUGCUGAUGCAGAGUGGGAAUAUUUGUAUCUUCAGGCUUUUUCAUUGUACGUUGCAGCAGCACUGGGGACGCGUCACAGCAUAUGGAGCUGGCGCUUUUGACGUUAUGGCAUAGCAUGAUAUAACCACACAAGCGUUUUGAGAACCGAAGUACCAGGGAAAUGGUGGCAGAGGUCAAGCAACGAGGAAGAGGGAAGAAUGUCUUGAACGUGGGAAUAAACAAUUAACCACAGGCGUCUGGAGGUGGUGAAAGACGGCCGGCAGUAGACAGGCACAGUAGAGAGAGCCCUUUCCCGAACAAUCAUGGAUUGUGGCGUUCUGCCAUGGGCGACUCAUAGCACAACUCAUCGAUACCCUUUUAUUGAAACCAAUCAAAAUGUCACGAAGGAGUCGGUCGCCU
Messenger RNA from Diaporthe batatas, 3220 nucleotides. RefSeq lists its product as uncharacterized. Lineage: Eukaryota; Fungi; Ascomycota; Sordariomycetes; Diaporthales; Diaporthaceae. Gene Ontology annotation, biological process: polysaccharide biosynthetic process. Gene Ontology annotation, molecular function: acyltransferase activity, transferring groups other than amino-acyl groups. The transcript is spliced from 2 exons. Gene Ontology annotation, cellular component: membrane. Bases 1030 to 2601 code for a protein of 523 amino acids. The record is from RefSeq and is a predicted model, not a curated record.